This is a messenger RNA of Parnassius apollo (apollo), 1086 nucleotides long. The record is from the annotation of a GenBank genome assembly. NCBI's taxonomy places the organism in Eukaryota, Metazoa, Arthropoda, Insecta, Lepidoptera, Papilionidae.
AUGGGCUACAAGCUUGCAGCAAAAUCAUUUUCUUUCCCACAGACAACUUUAGAAAGAAAAGUGAAGCUUGCGCGAGAAAGUUUAGAUAAGAAUGAUCCAAUGACUGUUAAAUUUAAGGUACCGUUAGGCCCAAAAGAGCAAGUUUUUACUGAUAAUGAAGAGGAAGAGCUAUGUAAAUACAUAAUAGAUAUGGAGAGCAGGCUUUAUGGACUGACAAUGAAAGACUUAAGAGGUUUAGUCUAUAGACUAGCGGUAAAAAAUAACAAACGUCAUCCGUUUAACAAUGAAAAAGAAGAAGCCGGGAAAGACUGGGCAUUAGGAUUUUUAAAAAGGCACCCAGAACUGUCUAUUAGACAGCCUGAAAGUACCUCAUCCGCACGUGCUGCUGGUUUCAAUAAACAGGUGGUAGACCAGUUUUUCAAUUUUUUGGGCAAUGUUUACGAUGAACAUCAUCUAACACCUGAUCGUAUAUACAACUGCGAUGAAACUGGUAUUUCAGUUGUGCCCAAAACUAAAUCAAAAAUUAUCGCAAGAAAGGGCAGAAAGCAAGUGAGAGCCAUAACAUCUGCUGAACGAGGUACGACCAUUACAGUAGAAAUCUGUUUUAGUGCUAGUGGUAAUUUUAUGCCACCCAUGAUGGUAUAUCCUAGAAAAAGAAUGGAUCCGCAACUUAUGAUUAAUGCUGCCCCCGGAGCUUGGGGAGUUUGCAGUGAUUCGGGCUGGAUGACUUCAGAACUUUUCCUAGAUUGGUUUAAAAAGUUCGUCGAAUUUAGCGGAGCAACACUUGAGCGUCCUGUUUUGUUAUUAUUGGAUAGACAUAGUACUGAUACGAAGAACAUUGAUCUCAUAAAUGAAGCACGCACUCACGGCGUUAUCAUUUUAUGUUUCCCACCACAUACAACUCACCGUCUUCAGGUUGCAGACGUUGCUUACAUGAGACCGUUAAGUACCUACUACGAUCAUCAAAUCAUGGCGUGGCUUCGCAGCAACCCAGGGAUGACUGUCACUGUCCGACAAGUAGUUGAAAUUUUUUGGAAAGGCGUUCAUACAAGCGUCUACGAUGUCAACAGCUGUCAAUGGUUUUAA